Messenger RNA from Naegleria lovaniensis, 1044 nucleotides. RefSeq lists its product as uncharacterized. The record is from RefSeq and is a predicted model, not a curated record. NCBI's taxonomy places the organism in Eukaryota, Heterolobosea, Eutetramitea, Acrasida, Naegleriidae. The transcript is spliced from 3 exons. The coding region runs from base 1 to 1044 and encodes 347 amino acids.
AUGCUGCAGUUGAUACUGAUAACCACCAACACGGGUGUGAUAAAAUUCAAAAAGUCUUUAAUAACGGAUCUAGACCGUGAUAUUUUCCUUCGUCUUUCAAACCUCAUAGUCACAUUAUUUGUAAAAUCAAAACGAGAGGUUGAUCAUAAACUUUCCUAUUUCGAACUCAACAAUCGAGGAGUGACCAUAGAGGAAAAUACACAAAGCAAAUUGUUAUGUAUUUUAAUGCACGACAUUACCGAUGGUUAUGAAUUUGCAAAACUCGUCGCCGAGGAACUUUUAGAUCGAUUUAUUGCCACCUUUCGAACUCCAUCUUCCAUCCCAAGCAAAACUCUCUAUUCCAAUUCAUUUAAAAAUCCAAAUGCUGCUUCCAAUAACUCUUCACUCAAUAACAACAACUCGAUAUCAUCCAAUGGAUUACCAAACAAUAAUGCAAAAGCAACUUCUCCACAAACACUGAAUAAUACGGGAAUGAACUUGUUUGGUAGUAAUCAAAAAAGUCAAUUGUCAUCCUUUGAUGGAGAGGACUCGUCAGCAAGUAUUGAUACAGCUCAACAAUUUAAAGGGAAUUCGGAUUUCAGUUCGAUGGAUCAAAUGACCAUUGAUGAUUGGAUGGAACAGCAAGAAUAUGAUUUUAAUAAUAUUAACGUCGAUGAGAAAAUAUUUGAAGCCAAGUUGGCAGAAAUUUAUUUGGAACUUGUGUAUCCCAUUAUUGAACAUUUGGAUGGAGUUCGAGGAAUUUUAAAUUCUUGGCUUAUUGAAAGUGGAGAUGAAGGAAUUUUAACAACAACCAAGCCACAGCUCGAAGCAGAUUUAAAGUUUUUGGUCAAUAAUUGUGAUCGAUUGUUGAAUGGUGAAAUGCAAAAUUUAACCAUAAAAGGGAACGGUAAAAAUCUACAAGUGGUCACUGUCGAACACAAGUGUCAUCUCGUUGUGUUAUUAGAAUCGAACGUUCAACCAGAAAUUACCGGAUUUGCCAUUGAGAAAGCUGUCUUUUUAUUACGGAAAGUUUAUGCCCUCAGAAAGAAUAUCAAAAUCCAAUAA